GAGUGUAUUACCUCUCCCUGGAGUUUUACAUGGGUCGCACCUUGUCCAACACCAUGGUCAACCUUGGAAUCCAGAGCUCCUGUGACGAGGCCAUGUACCAGCUUGGCCUUGACAUUGAGGAGUUGGAGGAAAUAGAAGAGGAUGCUGGUCUAGGAAAUGGAGGUCUGGGUCGUCUGGCUGCUUGUUUUCUUGACUCCAUGGCAACCCUUGGUUUAGCUGCCUAUGGUUAUGGUAUCAGAUAUGAUUAUGGUAUCUUUGCUCAGAGGAUUGAGAACGGUUGGCAGGUAGAGGAGCCUGAUGAGUGGUUGAGAUAUGGUAAUCCAUGGGAGAAGGCAAGGCCAGAGUAUGUGCUGCCUGUCAACUUCUUUGGUAGAGUUGAAGAGAAGGACGGCAAGAAGAAAUGGGUGGACACACAGGUUGUGUUUGCUAUGCCAUAUGACAACCCAAUCCCAGGGUAUGGUAACAAUACUGUGAACACCAUGAGACUAUGGUCAGCCAAGGCUCCAAACAGCUUUAACCUUAGAUUCUUCAAUGAUGGAGAGUACAUUAACGCUGUAUGUGAUAGAAAUCUGGCAGAGAAUAUCUCCCGUGUACUAUACCCUAAUGAUAAUUUCUUCGAAGGUAAAGAGUUGAGAUUGAAACAGGAAUACUUCCUGGUAGCUGCCACCCUUCAGGACAUUAUACGAAGGUUUAAAUCUUCUAGAUUCGGUAGCAGAGACCCAGUCAGGACAUCGUUUGAUGCAUUCCCAGAGAAAGUAGCUAUUCAAUUGAAUGACACCCAUCCUGCCAUGGCAAUCCCAGAGCUGAUGCGCAUUUUCGUGGAUCUGGAAGGCUUGUCCUGGGAGAAAGCCUGGGAGGUGACAGUAAAGACUUGCGCCUACACCAACCACACUGUUCUGCCAGAGGCUCUGGAGAGGUGGCCAGUUUCCCUGCUAGAAAGACUCCUGCCUAGACACCUUGAGAUCAUGUACUACAUUAACCAUCUCUUCCUUGAGCAAGUGAAGAAGAAAUUCCCAGGAGAUGCUGACAGAUUAAGAAGGAUGUCAAUUGUAGAAGAUUAUGAUGAGAAGAAAAUCAACAUGGCACAUCUAGCUAUUAUAGGAGCUCAUGCUAUCAAUGGUGUGGCUGCCAUCCACUCAGAGAUUAUCAAGAGAGACACAUUCCACGACUUUUAUGAGAUGUACCCAGAACGUUUCCAGAACAAGACUAAUGGUAUCACACCAAGACGUUGGCUCCUGCUCUGUAACCCUGGUCUAUCUGAUGUCAUUGCUGAGAAAAUUGGAGAGACAUGGGUGACAGAUCUUUACCAAUUAAAAGAGUUGAAACAGUUUGACAGCAACGAAAACUUCCUGAGAGCCCUCAUCAAAGUCAAACAGGAGAACAAAAUGAAGCUGGCAGAGUACAUUAAACAGGAAUUCAAUAUUGAAGUGAACCCGUCCUCCAUGUUUGAUAUCCAAGUAAAGAGAAUCCACGAGUACAAGAGACAGCUGUUGAACUGUCUUCACAUCAUUACCCUAUACAACAGAAUCAAGAGAGAGCCAAACAAACCUGUCACACCAAGAACUGUCAUGAUCGGUGGAAAGGCUGCCCCAGGUUAUCACAUGGCCAAACUGAUCAUCAAGUUGAUCAACACUGUAGGCAAUGUGGUCAACAAUGACCCCAUAGUUGGGGACAAGUUGAAGGUCGUUUACUUGGAGAAUUAUCGUGUCUCUCUAGCAGAAAAGAUUAUGCCGGCAGCAGAUCUCAGUGAACAAAUUUCAACAGCUGGAACUGAGGCAUCAGGUACUGGAAACAUGAAGUUUCAGUUGAAUGGAGCCCUGACAAUAGGUACACUGGAUGGUGCCAAUGUUGAGAUGAGGGAAGAGAUGGGAGACGAGAAUAUCUUCAUCUUUGGUAUGACUGUAGAGGAAGUAGAGGCCCUCAAAAAGAAGGGAUACAAUGCCCAUGAUUAUUAUGAGAGGAAUGCUGAGGUUAGAAGUGUGUUAGAUCAAAUCAACAGUGGUUACUUCAACCCAGAAGAUCCUGGCAUGUUUAGAGAUAUCUACAACUCUUUAGUUUAUACUGACAGAUUCAUGUUGUUGGCUGAUUUUGAUGCUUAUAUUAAGUGUCAAGACCGUGUCAGUGAAGUAUUUAAGGAUCCUUUGCUAUGGUCAAAGAUGUGUCUUCACAAUAUUGCUUCAUCUGGCAAGUUUUCGAGUGACAGGACAAUAGCCGAAUAUGCACGUGACAUCUGGGGCACCGACCCGUCAGAAUUCAAGCUUCCAGCCCCACAUGAGAGCCCGCUGAACUAUGACGACUCUGAUGGUGUUGGACCAAAGAAAAAAUGAACAUGAUGCAAUCUAGUGACAUUUAAUGAAUUAUAACACAAACCAUAGACACAAAAGACAAUAGAAUAGUGCUGUUUUCUACUAAUUUAACUUUUGUUGUUACUGUGGAGGGUAGAAAUCUAUGGAAAAAACCAGAGUGCUAGUAGGGAAUUUUAAAAUAUUUGUAAAUAUUAUAUAAUUAAAUCAUGCUUUAUAUUCACUAGAAAAUCACACUUGUGCUAAUGAUUGAGGUUUUCAUCUUUGUUUCAACGUGUUUUGAUUUUCGCACUGCUACAUUGUUAUGUUAUGAGUUAUAUGCAAAAAAAGUUGAAGAAACAGUACAUUUGUGUAUGUAUGUAUAUAUAAUAUAUAGGUACAUAGAGAAAUUUCAUAUUUACUCAUGACUGUGUGAUAUUUAAAGGUUUAAAUAAAGAACAAAAUGUUUUUAUAUGCAUUUAAAUUCAAUAUUUUAAUUUGUACAUGGUUCGUACCAAUACAAACAGGUGAUUUAUUAUGAUUUGAUGGAAUAAAGAAUAACUGUUGAUUUUUUAUUAGCACUUUUUACACAUGAUUAUUAACUUUUCAGUAAAGGAAUAUCAAAACUUUGUUUUAGGACUUUUGACCUCAGAGUUGAAUGUAACAUAGGUCAAACACAUUCCGUUGUUUUGUUUAGAGGACAGAAAUACGUGACAAAACUGAUGUAUGUUUUUCAAGUAAUUCAAAGAGUAUGAAAACUGUACCCCCUAAUAUGGUAAUAUAAGUUAUAAACUGUUAAACCUGUAACCACGUACUUGUGCUUAAACCCAAAGACUGCUGGAAAAGGUAAGCCACUUUGCUACAGGUAAAGCAUCAGGCCAGCUCGCACAUCCAUGCAGUCCCACCAGGCCUAACAUAUAUAUACUGUUCGCUGACAAGGUUUAACUUACGAUUUCGAUUCGGACAAUGUUAGUAAUGAAUAUUUCUAUAAAUGAAUGUGGACAAGUCCAUUUAGCAAAUUCAGCUGGAUAAGGUUUUCAUACUAGAAAUUAUGAACAUACUAGAAACUAUCAACCAUUUGAAUGUCUGAUAUGAGUGAAAUAUAUGUCACUAUUCAUCUUGAUAAGCUUUAUACAUUGUGUGUUGAAACUUAAAACAUAGGCUUUAAAUAAUUUGUAUAAAAUAAGAUAUAUUAGGAUUUUUAAUUUGUUGAAUAAAGGACCUGGCUAUGCUACCAGAAUAGAUCUAGGUCAGCUCGUAAAUUUGUGCAGUCUGGUUAGAAUAUAUACUGUCGUCUGCUAAAUUUUAGUAAUAUAUUUUUACUGAAAUCCUUUAAACUGGUAAUGGACUGUUCCAAAUUUAGACAAGAUUAUUCCAUUAUAAAUAUGUAGUUGUGUAAGCCCUAUGGUUUGAAUUUUUUCGUCAUACAGCACAUCACUGAUGAAACGAUAUAAAAAUUAUAAGACAGUUUAUUAUAGUAUUACAAUGGAACCCAAAGUACCUAUAAUAAAUGAAAACCUGUACUUAAUAACUCCUGUAUUUAUUGAUACAUUAUAAUAUAAUAAUAACAGUUUCCAAUUUAAUAUAUAUAGGUUUUACUUAUGCUCUUCAAAAAUGCGUGAAGGUGAAUUGAUUUGUCAAGUCACGUAGUCUGAACUUUUCAUGAUUUACUGAAGAAAACUUUUUUCAAUAAAGUACAGAUAAUUAGCAAAGAUGUGACCUUAUGCAAAAAGAAAUCAUUGAACGUGAUUUUUAUCAUAUUUGAUCAUUUAUAAUAGUACACAAGGGAGGGCAAAAAGUACACAAUAGAGGGCACUGAAAGAUUUUUUUAAAAAAUCUGUUAUUUUGAACAAAUGUUAAAAAAACCCACUGUUUUAGAUUUGAACUUGUUUUAAAGAAAUAUGAUACAAAGAAGGUAGUUUAGAUACUUCAUAUCACUGCUUGAUAGUGUAUUAUAGUUGUCAUAGUAACACAGCAGUAUUUGUCAUCUUCAUUUUUAUGUCAUAGACAAACCACUUUUGUUAAACAGUAUUUGUCCGUAUUCUAGUUAUUAUAAAGGGUUUUAUAAUGACAAUGAUGAAAUCAAAGUACUCAUGAAGAUGUUGUAAAUAUAUAAAUUAUCGAGGCAUGCUCUGGUGGUAUGUAUUCUUAGUUGAUGCAACUUUUUGUCUGUAAAUUUUGCCAGUGAAGGGUCCCCAGUUUCAAAGUUUGCUGAAUUUUUGCUUUUCUUUAUUAAGUUUGUAAUAAGACAUAAUUUACUAAUACAGUGUACAGACAUAACAAUUGGAUAAUAACAUCUAGACAUAAUUUUCACAUACAGUCUCUAAACACAUAACUUUGUCAGAAAGAUUAGCCUAAUAUUCAAAUACAAACUAAAUGAGAGAGCUGAAUUAGAUCUCUGUAUUAUCUCAGGGCAAAUGGAGCACAUAUAUAUGUAUUAAAACACGUUUAUGGAAUUGAGAUAAGAAGAAAAGUAUGAGCACAUGUAUUGAACUUGAUCACAUACUUAACAGCUUUAACGACGUUAUACAUGUAUAUUUAAUGCAGAGCUUUAAGAAAGGCAGGAAAUAUUGCAAUCAUAACAAAUGUGAAAUCCUUACAUGUCUGGCAAAUAUGUUCUUUAUUUUUGUUUAAAGUAGAUACCAACUUAUUUUUGUUUAAUGUAGAUACCAACUUAACAUCGAGGUGAAUUGAGUAAAUUAUCUCUCAUUUAUAUCCUGAUUUUGGGUCUCAGUGACCGAGUGGGUAAGAUCACUGACUGUAAAUCAGUUGUCCCUCUUUGCUGUAGGUUUAAAUCUGGCCAGGGAUCGUUUUGUUACAUUAAGAAGCUAUUUAUCUUGAUUUAUAAUUGAAGGUCCUUGGUUCUACUUGGGGUCCAGCUGCCUAAAAUAAUCCACAGAGGGUCACCCAAGGUCUUCCUCUACCAGUAAAGCUGGAAAGGUUCCCUUUGACUUUUACAAUUUUGGUGCAUCUUAAAAUGAGACCCAAUAAAACAAAAGACGGAAUUUGUACAUUUAUUACUACAUAAACACGAAUAUUUAAUAUAUUUUUCUUGUGUUAUGAAGUGUCUGUGUGUGUGUAUGUUGCAUAAUUCUGUGUAAAGAUUAAUACAGUUUUAAUAUUACUAAUUAAUAAACCAAGUUUCACACUGGUUGUUGUUAAUUAUGUUUACAAUGUAUAUCAAUAGAAGAUAUAAUAUGAUAGUAUUACCUUAAAGAUGUUUUUCUACACUGAAUGUAAAUAAACAAAAUCUCUAGAUUGUUUGUACAGAUGGGUUUUUUGAACAUGAAAUAAUGCCAGCUUCUAAGUGCUAUAUUUUAUCUAUGUUGUCUGAAAUUUUGUUUUUCUUUAAAUUUUAAACAGUUUUUGACAUAAUUUAUCUUUCUAUUUUAUUUCUUUCUAUGAGUAUUGCAAGAGUUGUUUAAAUUUUACCAUUCAGAUAUUCAUCCUUACAUCUAGAUCUGUGAUUCUUUAAUGAACAGCAUUGUUUUAAAAAUAUCCUUUCUAUAUUUUAUAACAAAAAAAAGUUAUUUGUCCAAAACGUUUGGCUAAGUUUACUCUUGCAUACUGUACAUUUUAAUCAGCAAGGUGUAAAAUAAUUACAAGUAAUGAAAUGCUGCAAUAUAGUAUAACUUAUCUAGAAUGUCUUGUUCUUUAGUUUUCAUCGCCUUCUUAUCAUACUUCUUUUGCAAUAUUUUCUUCCUUAUGUUGUUUUUAAUUAAAUUUACAUUAAAUGAACUUUUGGCAGUGCCACAUGUUUUAAGUAAGUGAAAUUCAUAAAAAUUAAUUUUUGGAUAAAAAUCUUUUGUGUGAAAAAAAACAACAACAACAGCAUAGCAUCUAUCUAAGAUGUGCAGAUUUAAACUAUUAAUUGAUACAAGUUAAUUAAAUGCCAAAGAAAUGUGUAUGUAAAUGUGAUUCUAUCUCAGAAAUAUGUUUACUAAUGAAUAACUAUCAUAACUUGUUCAAAUAUCAAAGAAAUAUUUUUGCAACAAAUUAAUUUUACUUUACACUGUAUCAUAGGUGAGCACCAGCUUUCCCUUACCUCAACCUAAGAACAGGCACUCAAGUUCACAAUAGCACUAGUCUGUUAUUUCACAAAUUUGAUGAGGUAAAGGUGUAUUGAAACACAUAUAAAAAAAGAAUAAUACUGUCUAUUGUACCCUUUGCUGUUAUCAAGUCACUUGAAACAUUGGUUAGAUACAAAUGUACAUCAAGUGAUAUUUUGUUUUUGUUGUUAUAUUAGAUACAUUUUUUAGUGACUGGCUUUUGGUUUUUCGAUUGAAAGCUGGGUGUUUACUUACGGUAAAAUCACCAGUCUUUUGAUUUUCAUGUACCUGUUUUGUUAACAUAUUUGUAAUGGAACUUGUUUUUCUUUUUUUUCUAAGAUUUAUUUUAGAGCCCACUUGGGAUUGUUGUCUAUAUAUACUAAAUAAAUAUUCAAUACAUA
Messenger RNA from Ruditapes philippinarum (Manila clam), 6732 nucleotides. Its product is annotated as glycogen phosphorylase-like. Lineage: Eukaryota; Metazoa; Mollusca; Bivalvia; Venerida; Veneridae. The transcript has 16 exons. The record is from RefSeq and is a predicted model, not a curated record. Gene Ontology annotation, biological process: glycogen catabolic process. The coding region runs from base 30 to 2327 and encodes 765 amino acids. Gene Ontology annotation, cellular component: cytoplasm. Gene Ontology annotation, molecular function: pyridoxal phosphate binding; glycogen phosphorylase activity.